Molecule: messenger RNA, 1954 nt
Organism: Manihot esculenta (cassava)
Lineage: Eukaryota; Viridiplantae; Streptophyta; Magnoliopsida; Malpighiales; Euphorbiaceae
Product: DNA-directed RNA polymerase I subunit rpa49-like
Exons: 5
Coding region: 186-1697 (503 amino acids)
Biological process (GO): RNA polymerase I preinitiation complex assembly; nucleolar large rRNA transcription by RNA polymerase I; transcription elongation by RNA polymerase I
Cellular component (GO): RNA polymerase I complex
Molecular function (GO): DNA binding
Source: RefSeq, a predicted model, not a curated record
CCACUCAUUUCUCAAAACCCUAAUCCAGUGUACUCUUCCUCCGUCCGUCACAGUUUUACUUUGAUGUGGAUUUCUGUCUGGCUGCCUAGAAAGUGAAGGAAAGCAAAGGAAGAAGAAAGAAAGUGCUUUGCUUCCACUAUAUUCAUCUCGCUUUUGGCUCCUUCCGCAAAAAUUAGGAAUCUUCUAUGGGGUCGGAUUUAGAGUCAGAGUUAGCUAAUACUCAAGCUGUGAGCCAAGAAUCACCACAUACGAAAUCAAAAAAGAAGAGAAAGAGGGAGAACACUGAAGAUAUUUUGAACCAAGAAUCACCACAAACACCAAACGAGAAAUCAAAAAAGAAGAAAAAAAGGGUUAAAGAGAGAAGUUAUGACGGUACAAUCCCAAUCCAAAAUGACAAGCCACUCAACAAACCUAAUGAGCAAUCACCUAUGGAUGUCAAAAUUGAAGUCACCUAUGGCCAUUCUGAUAAAACCCCGCCUAUAGUGGGAUAUUUCCCUUCUGGUUAUAAGCCAUGUAAAUAUAAUGUCAGCAACAAUUCGCAGGAACCUAAUCAGGAACAGAAUCUGUCACAGCCACAACCAGAACAGCCAAUUGUUAAGCUUUAUAGGAAUGCUCAAAGGACCAAGAUUGAGAAAAGAUCCAAUGAAAAUAUUGAUAAAUGGAAAAGUUCGGAAAGGAUGGAACUAGUUGUGAGUCCUAAUGGGUACAACUUGGAUUUUGUGGGCAAGAGCUAUAGAGGUGAGGCUAUGGCUGCUCAGUUCUGCACUUAUGCGCUUGGGGUUUUUGAUAAGAAGACCAAGACUUUGAAGAUUAUGCCUGUUGCCGGAAAUAAGAUAUUCAGAUUGGAACCUAAGGUGCGCGGAUUAGAUACUGCUGAUGAGGAACCUUCAGUUUUGGAAAAUGAGGAGGUUUCUGGAGGAAACAAUGCAGAAAAGAUAAUGGCUGCUGGCUAUGUAACAAAGAAAUCUGUAAUGCAGUACAAAAAGGCACAGGCUCUGAAGCAGGGAGAUGAUCCUGAAUCUCAGAGAGAUUUGGGCAGGAAAAUUGAUAAUGUUGUAGUUAACAAGGAGGCUCUUGAAAGUGCUAGUGCGCAUGUUGCUCGAAAUAUUCCACCUCAUAACUCUUCUGCUACCACUCCUCAGGAGGCUUAUCCAUUGAAUAGGAUUAUUCUUACAGGAGAGUGGGAUUUCCUUGAAGAUACUCACAAGUUUUUGCAAGAAGGGGCUGGAGCAAUGAGCAAUGCUUACCCAACUUUUGUUCGCAACAGAAUCCAUAAAUUACAGGAAAUCCAGGAUGAAGUGGAGAAGCAGACACUUUCUUGCAUUUUCUCUUACAUAACUCAUCUUAUAAAGUUCAAAGAUCUGCAUUCUUUAGAUGGUCUAUCCUCAGCAAAGAGCCACAGAUUUCCAAGCAUUCUUCGCCAGAAAUUCAUGGAGAUGUUUACUCCAGAAUCAAAACGGCUGCCGAGCGAGAAAAUUGAUCUUCUGAUUAGUUAUGUCUUAGUGCUGACACUAUAUGCUGAUGAUUUCCGGACUAAUCCAACAGAUAUUGCCAAAGAUCUGAGAUUUAGUCCAGUCAACUUAAGAGUGCAUUUUGAGAAUUUGGGGUGCAAGCUUGUACGUGAAAACAAGUUGUUAUUGGCAACCCUUCCAGUCCCUCUCAAGUUCCCCAUUCAGAGGCAGAGGCGAAGACGGUAGAUGGAUCCGAGUGCCCAAAAUGUAUUUUUUGUUCGGCAGAGAUUAGUCCCCAUGUCCAGUGUGGUGGAAUGAUAUUUGGGAUGGACCAUGUUGCAAGUUUUGUGGGUUCAGGAAAAUUUUCAGAUUUAUGUAUGAUUUUUUUGGUCUACCUUUUUGUGUCGGGAAAUGUUGUUCUAACCAUUAUUGGUCCGAAGAGAGACCUAUGCAUCUUUUUCAUGUAAUAUGCAACUAAUUUUAUUCAAUUUCCGCUUUUUUCU